AUGGGUGAGCACCGACAGGCCCGACAGGAGCCCGCCCUGUGCCAGGACCAGUUGGUGGCCCUUGCACUUCCUGGCGGGGUCGAGACGGAUCCGAGCCGGGACGCUUCCGCAUCGUCGGCGGCACCGCCUUCCCUGGGGAAGGUUUUCCGCGGCGAGUUCUGGGAAAAGUCCAAGAGCGCAGACAGCCUUGGCGGAGAGGACGCGCACGAGUGCAGCAGCACGGCCUCCGGCCGCGACCUGGAGCAGCGCAUCAAUAUGUUCCGCCCGCGGCACGACUCCCGCACCAACACCACGGACACAGCGGCAUCUGGCGGGGAGGCGAUCGGUGCGAGGCGUCCGAGCUCGCCGGCGGGGCUGGCCGAGCUCGCACGGUCGGCCAACGCCCGCGGCAGCGCCGCUAGCAGCACGGGUUUCGCGUGUGCGCCGGCCGUGCCGGCCGAGCUCUUGGGAGCGGCCAGCGCCAGCGGCAGCGCUGCCAGCAGCACGGGCCUCCAGAGGCGGGUGACGCCGCCGACUGUGGAGAUCAUAUGCGCGGCCGAGUCCGGCGGCAGCGGCAGCAGGCCGCCGUGCAGGAUGCAUCUGCCGAGGAACUCCUUCCAGGCGCGGGUCACCAGCCCGACUGGGAGCCGCAGCCUGGACAUGGUGCGCGACGAGGAGGAUGAGGACGGCACUGGCACAAGUUCACUUGGCACCACGCGUGGGCUGCAGCCUGGCGAGCCGCCUCGUGUCUCCGAGACGCGAUACUCGCCCAACUCUUUGCUGAGGGUUGCAAGAUCCUUUACCUCGCUUCACAGCCACGAUCCACAGGGGCGCAGGCCCAGUGAGGUCAGCCUCAUGGGCACGGUCCUGGCGAGGAUUCGAGGAUCCACCUGGAUGGAGGACGUUCAUCUCACCCACAGCCGCGGACCGACCACCCCCGCGGGCGCGAUUCUCACCCCGGCGGGCACUGUGGGCAGCAGAGGUCUUCUGACUGGUUCAUCCGACGCUAACAUCAGUGAAAGAGCGCGGUCCAAGCAGUCCAAACAUUCCAGGUCAUCCUUACAGGAGGCCUUGGAAUCACUGCCGUCAAACGGAAGUUCCCGCCCACUAUUCUCGCUUGGCUCUUUGUCAACAAUUAUCGCGGCUGCAGUCGCAUUUUCUGCGUUGCUCGCAAGCCUAAGCAUGUACGUGGUGCUGGAGGUGCUGGCACAGGACGCGCUUGACCUUCCGUCGGACGAGGGCGUUCGCCCCUCGCCACGCGACAGGGCUAGCGCUGCCAGGCUGCAGGCUUUGAUCGUCUGCCUGCUUGUCACAGUGGUCGGACUUGCGAUAGGCUGGUACGUAAGCAGGAUGGUCACGAUUCCUGUGCGCACUGUUACAGAGCUUAUGCAGCUCCUCGGCGAGCUGAACACCGAGGAGUCGGAGCAGCUCGCGACGCUCUACAACUGCAGCACCUCCCGACUCAGAGAGGUCCGCGAGCUCCAGCACUCCUUCGGCAGGAUGUCGCGCUGCAUCGAGAUGUUCAAGCGCUACGUGCCCAAUAGCGUGGUCAGAGAUAUCGUCCGCGGGGACGAGCGUGCGAUGAGGCUGCACGUCUCCCAGCGCGAGGUGACAAUUAUGUUUUCGGAUAUCGCGAAUUUUACACCCAUCGCUGAGUCACUCAAGCAGGUCGACUUGUUGUUCCUGCUUACGCGGUAUUUUUCGAUCAUGACCAGGAUCGUUGAGACUUACGAAGGCAUGGUGGCGGAGAUUUUGGGCGACGGCCUGGUGGUAUUCUGGAAUACGCCCGACGACGUGUCAGACCAUGCGGCAAAAGCUUGCGCCGCAGCGCUGGCCCAGCAGCAGGUCCUGAAGACGUUGAACACGGAGCUGUCCCAGUUCAAGUUGCCACAGAUCAAGAUCCGCAUAGGGCUUCACACUGGCGUCGUGCUUUCUGGUAAUAUCGGCAGCGAAAGCAAGAUGAAGUUCGGCUGCAUGGGUGACCCAGUCAACCUGGCCAGCCGCCUUGAGAGUCUGUGCAAAGUGUACGGCGUGUGGAUCCUGUGCUCUGAAGCCACGGUCAGAUUGGUGACGCGCCACGACAGGCUCAUGAACACCGACGGCUUCGUCAUGCGCGAGCUCGACCUCGUGCAGGUGAAGGGCAAGUCACAGCCCACCCGCAUCUAUGAGAUCAUGGGCAUCAGUGACGAGGAGGUGUUCAACGAGGAACAUCUCGUCGACCCUGAGAGGGCCUGCGGCGACGUCAUGCAGGCGUCAACCAUUGGGAUGAAGAAGCUGGAAGACCUCAGGUGGAACCCCCUCAAGCAAAUGGCCAGAAGGUUCUCCAUGAAAUUCGGCGAUACUUCGGCCAGCGAGUCUAAGAUAUCCGCCAGUCCAUCUAUGAGCCCAAGACCAAGAGACAGGGAUGCGAUGGACGCGACCUCGAUUUCCCAGUCAUCCCCCCGGAGUUUCAUCAGCACUAGGAAACCCAGCCUCUCCCCAAGACGACCCUCAAAUCCGCCUACAAGGCACAGGUCGCCAAUCAACUCAUCGUCGACCGUGGAAUCGAGGAGUCGGCUUGUCGAGUCCGCAGGGGGCGCGGUCGUCCCCGAGCACGUGCGUGAGAUGGCCUCCCGCUAUGAGGACGCCCUGUGCGCAUACCAGCAGGGGCUGUUCCAUGAGGCGCGCCACAAGGCGCUCGGGCUGAAUGGCGAAUGGCCUGACGACGUGGCCACCAGAAUUCUGCUCGAGCAGAUCAGCAAGGUCCUCGGCCCAGACGGCAAAGUCUGCGGGCUCACUGACGAGGAGCGGCUGUCGUGGACUGGAGUGACGGUGCUCAGUAACAAGUAG
This is a messenger RNA of Prorocentrum cordatum, 2808 nucleotides long. The record is from the annotation of a GenBank genome assembly. NCBI's taxonomy places the organism in Eukaryota, Dinophyceae, Prorocentrales, Prorocentraceae.